Leptopilina boulardi is the source of this 2770-nucleotide messenger RNA. RefSeq names its product synaptic vesicle glycoprotein 2C-like. The record is from RefSeq and is a predicted model, not a curated record. The transcript is spliced from 11 exons. Gene Ontology annotation, molecular function: transmembrane transporter activity. NCBI's taxonomy places the organism in Eukaryota, Metazoa, Arthropoda, Insecta, Hymenoptera, Figitidae. Gene Ontology annotation, biological process: transmembrane transport. Gene Ontology annotation, cellular component: membrane. The coding region runs from base 111 to 1754 and encodes 547 amino acids.
AUGCCAGUCACUUUAAUAAGAAAGUCCAGAGGUCUCCGUUUCGGGAUACCGCAUCAGAGUGAAGAAAUCAUAUGACGAUCAGUUGAGUGGAAAACUUGGUGAGCUUUAGGAUGUCGAAUACAAAAACUUUGGAUAAAAAAGAUCAUGGGUUUCAAAACUCAAAUGGUAAAGGGACAGCCAAUUUUGAAAUGGCUGUGACUGCUUGUGGUUAUGGUAAAUUUCACUAUAUUUUGUAUUUGGUUAUGAUUCCUGCUACUUGGGCAUCGAUUUUUGACACAUCGAAUACUUCAAUGAUUCUUCCUUCGGUACAGUGUGAUUUGGGAUUGACACCACUUUAUAAAGGUCUUCUCAAUGCCGCCGUCUAUUCAGGAAUGGUCUCGAGUGCUUUUUUGUGGGGUUUCUUAGGAGAUGUGCUAGGUAGAAAAAAGAUUUUAAUAUACUGUUUAUUAACCGAUGGUAUUCUCAAUCUUAUGACUGGAGUUUCUCAAAGUUUUUUGGUUCUUGUUUUCUUCAAAUUUAUGUCUGGCUUUGUUGUCAGCGGGCCUUAUGCAACACUCGUGACUUAUUGUUCCGAAUUUCAUGCAUUAAAUGACAGACCUAGACUUGUUUUAUUAAUCGGAAUGUUUAACAAUUCAGGAGCAAUUCUCAAUGCAGCAAUGGCAUGGCUGAUAAUACCUCAUAAUUGGUCCCUGAAUUUAUUCAAUGGAAGUUUCGUCUACAAUUCAUGGCGUUUAUAUAUGUCGUUUUGUGGCCUUCCAAUAAUUAUUGGAGCGGUGUGCUUUUUUUUCUUUCCCGAGAGUCCAAAAUUUCUCAUGAGUCAAGGUCGGAAUGAUGAAGCUCUAGAGGUGUUUAGGAAGAUCUACGCGGUGAAUUCUGGUCAAUCACCAGAUAGUUAUCCGAUUCGCGAGUUGGAGUCCGAAUUGGCCGAUUCUUCAAUAACGAAUGGAGUGAAUAUCAUUUCAAUCGAGAGACCCAGCGAAUUCUCUCAACGAUCAAAAAAUCAUAAAAGGUCAUUCAAAAGCGUUUUAACUCGUGGAAUGCGUCAGCUGAAACCACUCUUUGUGUCACCUCUUGGUUUCCGGUUGCUGUUGGUGGUAUCACUCAGUUUUGGCAUAAUAAUGACAUUAAAUACUAUUCGUUUAUGGCAACCGCAAAUUUUUACAAUUUUAACAUAUUUUGAUAAUUUACCAAAUAAAGGAACAGAAGAAUUGUCAUUUUGUGAAAUUCUUGAUAGUUCAAAAUCUGUUAUUGCCAAUCAGACUGCUGCCACUUUAAAGGGAAGAGAACAUUGUAAAGAAAUUCCCGUCGAUUCUUCAAUCUAUUAUUUUGCCAUGAUUGUUUAUAGUGUAACCACUAGUUUUGUAUUUUUGGCCGCCUUAUUAGUGAGUGUUCUUCGUAAUAAAAUACUGUUGCUUAUUGCACUUUUCAUUUCGUUUAUUUCGAUUGUAACAAUGCAAUGGUCACCAAAUACACUGGUUACUCUUCUUAUUACCUGUAUUUAUUGUGGAGUUCAAAGUGCUAGUGUCAAUUUAAGUAUCAGUAUUACAGUUGACUUAUUUCCGACAACAUUGAGAACAAUGGCUGUGAGUUUGAUCAUGAUGACUGGACGCAUAGGCGCUCUCUUGGGGAACAUCAUGUUUCCUGUUUUGCUCGAGUACGGCUGUUUCGUCCCAAUCAUCGCCCUGGCUUCUUUCAUUUUACUUUGCAUCGUGCUGACCUUUUUCAUCCCGAAACCCAAUAAGAACUUGAAGUAACUAUCCUCACAAUAUAAUAUACGAAUCACCCAAAGGAUCAUUAUUACAUCCUUUUAUCUCUCUUUCUACAAGUGGAUUCAUCUGGUAAUAUCGCCAACUCUCUUAGUCGUGUUACUUGAUAGAUAGCAAUUAUCACCCACACCAAUGGAAAUAUCUUCUUUUACCAAAUGAGAGGAGUUCAAACUUGAAAAUGAGAUCGAGUCCGGAUAUAACUUAGAGGAAGCUGGAUCAAAUUUUCUUAUUCCAUCGCGUGAUUGUCAAUGUCAGUCCUCGCGGCAUAAUAGAAUUGCGAGACUGAUCAAUCAUAUUGAAUUCAAUGGAUUCAAGUCGAUGAUGGGAAGUCGUUGAAAAAAAAUAAAUAAAAAAGAAAAGAAAUGGACAAUGGCUACUAUAAAGCGCUAAGUCAGAGCCUUGAGUUUCACUUUCGACAUCUCCUGCAGCCUUCACCCACAUGCUCGUAACAUCUCGACACGUUCUGCGAGCACGUCGAUCUAAAGAUUAUUAUUCAGUGAGUUCGAUUAGGAAAAGUUUUAUUUUCUCUUUAGAGAAUAGACAAAAUUUUCUUUCCAAACUCGUUCAAAAUUAUGUAUAUUUCUAAAGUAUCUUUGUAUAUGAAGAUCAAGAUAUAAGAAAUACUUUUUUUUGCUACAUCAGUUGAAUUACUUAAAUUAACUUUCUUAAUGAACUUAAUUUACAUAAAUUGUAAUAUUAUUCAGUUUAGUAAUAUAUAUUAUUCAACAUAAUAUAUAAUUAAUAUAUAAACUGGUAAUCAAAUUAAAAUAUUCUUGAUUUGUUACCAAUUGAAGACCAAAUGUUAACAAUAGUCUUAAUUUAAUUAAUGAAACUAUUUAAAAUUUUAAAUAUCCUAAAAUUUUAAAAAUUAGUAGAUUAAUUAAAUUCUUGUACUUAACUUUUAAAUAAUUUUUAUGACAAUUUAAAAUUAUAAUAAUCAAUUAUUUUUGUUAUAAAUAUUUGAUGAUAUAACUUUAAGUGAAUUAUAAUGAAGAAAUUUUUAC